CCUAUAAGAAUCUCGACCGAUCAGAAUGAUUAGUUCUCGAAUUUGGCUAUUGUCAAAGCAGUCUAUCUUGAGGCACCAACCGAGGUGUUACGAGUUGGCUCGCGCUCCCGUGCUAUCUAUUGAUAGUUUUUCUAGCCGUGUUUCGAUACGGUAUACCAAGUUCUCGUUCGUGUACUUCUCCAGUUGCUCUCGCGACAUCCACAAAAUUCCGUGGAUUUUCUGUGAGUGUUCCGGAAGUGCAGUGCCCACCUGAGUGUCUCCUGAAUGCAGUUCUCGGCAUUCACGAAUCAACUGCACCAGCUCCGGAACCAGCGGUAAGUAGCGGAGAGCCUCUGCUCAUCAAGCUACACGUUCGUAAUCCGCAUUAUCAACGGAGGGGAUGAUCACAAAAUUCUACUUCCGAACUCGCCGCUGCGAUUCAGCGCCAUGUUUUUGGUAUCGCCUAAAACCGUAGCGUUGUGCAUCUCUCUACUCAUCUUUGUGUGAAGGAUCAGGUAGGUGCACUGAUUCAAACCGGCGUCCGAACGUGGACUAUCGACCAAUUGUAUAACGCGUCCAGAGGAAUUCACACUGUGCUAUUGGUGUCGAGUUAUGUUCAAACGCGCCUUUGAUGAAUGUGACUGAGUUCUGAAGUACAACACGUGCCAAACAACGUAAGGUUUGCCGCCAAAUUCUCGUAACGCUCCGUGUAUUUUAAUUAAGUGUGCGAUUUAUAUUUUAUUAAAAAAUGGAUGUGGGCAAUUUGAACGCCGGACAAUUACGUGUCAAGGAUGACGUCGGAAUACAAUGCCAAAAAUUAUUUCAAGAUUUUCUCGAAGUAUUUAAAGAAGAUGGUGAAGUAAAAUAUCUUGAACCAGCUAAAGAACUAAUUAGUCCAGAGCGAAGUACUUUGGAAGUUUCGUUCGAUGACAUUGAGAAAUUUAAUCAAGUUUUGUCAACUACUAUUAUUGAGGAAUAUUAUAGAGUAUAUCCAUUCUUAUGUCAAGCAGUUUGUAAUUAUGUGAAAGAUAGAGGAGAUAUGAGAAAGGAGAAAGAAUGCUACGUCAGUCUUGUUGAUGUGCCAACUAGACAUAAAGUGAGAGAACUUACUACGGCAAAGAUUGGAACGCUUAUUCGUAUAUCAGGACAAGUUGUAAGAACUCAUCCUGUUCAUCCAGAAUUGAUUCUUGGUACUUUCAUUUGUAUGGAUUGUAAUGCAGUUAUAAAGAAUGUUGAGCAGCAGUUUAAGUUUACCAAUCCUACAAUUUGCCGAAAUCCAGUAUGUAGUAAUCGUCGUCGAUUCAUGCUGGACGUGGAUAACUCAGUGUUCGUGGAUUUUCAAAAAGUUCGUAUUCAAGAGACGCAGGCCGAACUCCCUAGAGGAUGCAUUCCGCGUUCACUAGAAAUUAUUUUAAGAGCAGAAACGGUCGAGACUGUACAGCCUGGUGAUAGAUACGAUUUUACGGGAACGCUUAUAGUGGUACCGGAUGUUGGAUCUUUAGCAUUUCCUGGUGCUAAAGCAGAAUUUGGAUCCAGACACAAACAUGGUGAUCAAGGGGAAGGUGUUAGAGGACUCAAAGCUCUUGGUGUCAGAGAUUUAAACUAUAGAAUGGCAUUUCUUGCAUGCAGCAUCACUGCAACAAGUUCCAGGUUUGGUGGUGUUGAAAUGGCAAUGGAAGAAAUAUCCCAGGAGAUGAUGAAGCGACAAAUGACAGAAGCAGAAUGGAACAAGGUAUACGAAAUGAGCAGAGAUAAGAAUUUGUAUCAGAAUUUGGUCUCAAGUUUAUUCCCAGCCAUUCACGGAAAUGACGAAGUCAAGAAAGGAGUUACAUUGAUGCUCUUUGGUGGUGUGCCCAAGACCACCAUCGAAGGCACCACACUCCGUGGUGAUAUUAAUUGCUGUAUCGUAGGAGAUCCUAGUACUGCCAAGUCGCAGUUGCUCAAGCAAGUAACUGAUUUUUCUCCAAGAGCUGUGUAUACCUCAGGGAAAGCAUCCACUGCAGCUGGUUUAACAGCAGCCGUCGUACGAGAUGAGGAGUCAUCGGAUUUUGUUAUUGAAGCUGGUGCGUUGAUGCUCGCAGAUAAUGGGAUUUGUUGUAUAGACGAGUUUGACAAGAUGGAUCCACGAGAUCAGGUUGCCAUUCACGAAGCAAUGGAACAACAGACCAUUUCUAUUGCCAAGGCUGGUGUCAGAGCAACCUUGAAUGCUCGAACAUCCAUACUUGCUGCAGCCAAUCCCGUAAACGGUCGCUACGAUCGCAGUAAAUCCUUACAACAAAAUGUUUUAUUAACGGCACCUAUCAUGUCUCGAUUUGAUCUAUUUUUCAUCUUAGUUGACGAAUGUAAUGAGGUCAUAGACAAUGCAAUUGCCAAGAAAAUCGUUGAUCUUCAUAGUAACAAUAUAGUUAAUAUAGAGACAGUCUAUACUCAGACGGAAAUUCUGAGAUACAUUAACUUCGCCAAGCACUUCAAACCAGUUAUACAUCCGGACGCUGGGGAAAUUCUGAUUGAAAGUUAUACGACUCUCCGGCAAAGAGAAGGUACCGGCUCAGGAAAGUCCACAUGGCGUGUUACUGUACGUCAAUUGGAGAGUCUGAUACGACUAUCUGAGGCGUUGGCUAAGCUUGAAUGUGUCGAUGAAGUCACAGAAAAGCACGUUAAGGAGGCUCGACGAUUACUGAGCAAAAGUAUAGUGCGCGUAGAACAGCCAGACAUUGAUCUCAACGAGGAUGAGUACAAUGAAAAUGGCACAGGAAUGGAGCUGGACGAUGCACCGCCUCUUAUGGCUGCCUUCAACGCACUUGACAGCAAUGAUAAAAACACUGCUGCUACUACAGAUGAAGCAGCAUCCGCAGACGUUCCUAAAAAGAAGCUCACUAUGUCCUUUGAUGAAUACAAAAAUCUUUCCAACAUGUUAGUGCUUUAUAUGCGCAACGAGGAGAAUCGAAUUGAGAGUGAAGAUGAAAAUAAGGAAGGUACAAAAAAGUCGGAAUUGGUUGCAUGGUACCUUGAUCAGAUACAGGAUCAAAUCGAUUCCGAGGAAGAAUUGCUGGAGCGCAAGGCACUUGUUGAGAAAAUUAUAGACAGGCUAAUAUAUCAUGAUCAAAUUAUAAUUCCUUUAAAAACGGGUGAAUUAGGAAGCGGCGAACAGGACAGCGACGAAGAUCCUACGCUCGUCGUUCAUCCCAAUUACGUUAUAGAGAUUUAAUGCUAUAAUUCUUUAACUCUCGAUCUUGGACAAGAACUUAAUUUUAAUUGUAAGAAAGUAAAAUAAAAUAUUAUCUUUUGAUACACUUUUCCCAUA
Cephus cinctus (wheat stem sawfly) is the source of this 3283-nucleotide messenger RNA. RefSeq names its product DNA replication licensing factor Mcm6 (gene Mcm6). The transcript is spliced from 12 exons. Lineage: Eukaryota; Metazoa; Arthropoda; Insecta; Hymenoptera; Cephidae. Gene Ontology annotation, biological process: mitotic DNA replication; DNA replication initiation; double-strand break repair via break-induced replication. Gene Ontology annotation, cellular component: MCM complex; nucleus. Gene Ontology annotation, molecular function: single-stranded 3'-5' DNA helicase activity; single-stranded DNA binding; ATP binding. Bases 728 to 3187 code for a protein of 819 amino acids. The record is from RefSeq and is a predicted model, not a curated record.